UCUAAAAAUUGUUCCCUCCCAUUUGAUACGGUUAAAUGUAGACAAAUCCUUUCAUAAUGCAGCUUCAAACGUCUGCUGUGUCAAGAGGAAAAAAACAAAAUGCUGACAAUUUUUUAUAUACUGCUCCUGAUCGAUUUUGGGCGAUGCUCAGAUCAUCAGAUCUUUGACGCCAAAAAUGUUGCUGUUGGGCAAAAUGUGACUCUAAAUUGUUCCCGGGAUCACCGUUGGCUUUUAACAAACUUAUUUUGGAUCAGACUUGUUUCUCAGAGCUUUCCUGAAGUUUUAGGAUCAACAAUAUCUCAUAAUCUCAAUAUCUCUCCGACUAUUGAAAAGACUCAUCAUAUUACAACAAAACAAGAGCCUGGAACUUUUGUUCUACAUAUCAACAGAGCACAGUUAAGUGAUACAGCUGUUUAUUAUUGCAUCAAAGUAAGAGAGCGCAAGAUGACAUUUUUGAAAGGAACUUUUCUUAGAGUCAAAGGACCUGACCCAGGCAUCACUGGUGUCACUCAAGACUUUUUGUCUAAUCCAGUCCAUCCAGGAGACCCAGUAACUCUGCAGUGUUCAGUCCUCUCUAAUUCUGAGAACAGAACAUGUACAGAAGAUGACCGUGUGUACUGGUACAGAGCCAAACCAGAUGAAUCUCAUCCUAGUUUAAUUUAUAGUCAAGGACACAAUAGUUAUGACUGUGAGUGGAGUCCUGAGGCUCCGUCCCAACAGAAAUGUGUCUACAGCUUCUCCAGGAAUGUCAGCUUGUCUGAUACAGGAACUUAUUACUGUGCUGUGGCCACAUGUGGAGAGAUACUGUUUGGAAAUGGAACAAAACUCGAUAUCAAAGUUCCAGUUGUCCAUCAUUGGGAUUUGCAGAAGACCAACACCGUUGUCUUUCUGCUAUGUGUUGCUCUCAGCAUAAACCUGAUUGUUAUAGCCUUCCUCAUUUAUACCAUCAAAGAAAAAAACAAAACCUCCGCUGCUUUUUCUGUACAAACAAAUACAGAAACAACUAGGGAAGAACAACAAAUUCAGCAAAGACAUGAGGACUCAUUGGCUUAUGCUGCACCAACUUUUACCAAGAGAAACACUCGCAAAGCAGAGAGAAGGAAUGCAAGAGCAACGGAGAAGAUUUGUAUUUACUCUGAUGUCAGAGCUUCUGAGUGUGGAAAAAGUGAUGCUUAAGCAAAGCUUGUAUCUCCCUGGGCCAUCAACUAAUACACUAUGUGGCAACUAAUGUGUUAUGUAUGUAUUUGUGAAAACUGUAUAUAAAAUAUGAAUAAUUGAAUUGGCUUACCUUUAAUAACUGAAGAUAAUUCAAUGAAAAAAAAAAAAGUCUGCUUGGGACUGAUAUUUAAUAUUGGCAUGCCCAAACAUUACAUACUGAGUCUGGAUAUUUGAAAUGGAAAAGAAAAACAUUUGAAUUAUGAAUAUGUGAAAGUAAGUAUGUCUUCAGACAUGAAAUUUGGUCUGGAACAUCUACAAGACAUCAAAUCUUUGAAUUUAGUGUGUUUUAAUUUAAUGUCCCAUUUUCUUCACUCUUUCUGUUUUGCUUUUUGACCACUGUAAUAUAAAUACAGAAAUCUGAACAGAAACAUCUCAAAUGCUAUUUUGUUGUGUGAGCUCUUUGUAUAUUUCAGCUGUUUAUGUCAGGUGUUUAGAUAAUAGCUAUGUGUCUGUUUGAACCUGUUUACUUUUUGAUUAAACAUUUUCUCUAUCAGCUUGCAUGAAAUACUUUUGUGUCUGUUCAUUAGGAUUAUGUAAAAUUUUUAAUAAAACACUCAUAUGAUA
Messenger RNA from Oreochromis niloticus (Nile tilapia), 1782 nucleotides. RefSeq lists its product as uncharacterized. The record is from RefSeq and is a predicted model, not a curated record. The coding region runs from base 100 to 1176 and encodes 358 amino acids. Lineage: Eukaryota; Metazoa; Chordata; Actinopteri; Cichliformes; Cichlidae. The transcript is spliced from 6 exons. Gene Ontology annotation, biological process: response to bacterium.